Messenger RNA from Cyprinodon variegatus (sheepshead minnow), 2324 nucleotides. It is a transcript of the gene galnt7, whose product is annotated as polypeptide N-acetylgalactosaminyltransferase 7. The coding region runs from base 251 to 2197 and encodes 648 amino acids. Lineage: Eukaryota; Metazoa; Chordata; Actinopteri; Cyprinodontiformes; Cyprinodontidae. The record is from RefSeq and is a predicted model, not a curated record. The transcript has 15 exons. Gene Ontology annotation, cellular component: Golgi apparatus.
CCAUAGAGGAGGGCAGAGUUGUUACACCGGAACAGUGAGGGUGAGCACCAGGACAGACCAGAACACCACAACCAGUCCCUGCUGUUUAUACCGACCAGUAGCGGAGGGAGGCUUUCCCUUUGAGCUAAUAUUUAUUUUACUUUACAGCAGCAGGAAGAGAGCAGCUGGUUACCGGUUAGUCAGUCAGAGCGCGCGGACCAGCAGCAGCUAGCUUAGCUUAGCUUAGCUUUAGAAGAAGGAAGCUUCCAGCAUGAGGCUAAAGGUGGGAUUCCUCCUGCGGAGUUUACUGCUCAUUGGGACCUUCCUGGGUUUGGUGAUACUCUGGUCAUCUCUGUCUCCGAAGCCCAACGAUGACAACCCGUUCGCUAAAAGGCAGGGGGACAGUUUCCUCCCCAAAGAGGACUUGGCGGAUCAGUUCAAGCCUGUGGUCCCCUGGCCCCGGGUGGAGGGGGUGGAGGUUGACCUGAACUCUAUCAGACUGAAGCAUGGAGGAGCCGACCCUCAGGGCCAGCAGCAGCAGCAGCAGCAGCCGGACCAGAAGCAGGUCAUCCAGCAGCAGUAUGUCACAUACAAACCUCAGACGCACGCCUACAACAGCCCCGUGCUCAGGAAAGGGAUCCUGGGAAACUUUGAGCCCAAGGAGCCUGAAGCUGAGGGAAUCCCUGGGGGUCCAGGGGAGGGAGCCAAGCCCUUCGUUUUGGGUCCGGAGUACAAAGACUCGGUCCAGGCUUCCAUUAAGGAGUUUGGUUUCAACAUGGUGGCCAGUGACAUGAUCUCCCUGGACAGAACCAUCAAUGAUUUACGCCAUGAAGAGUGUAAAUACUGGCACUAUGACGACCGGCUGCUGACCUCCAGCGUCAUCAUAGUGUUCCAUAACGAGGGCUGGUCCACGCUGAUGAGGACCGUGCACAGCGUCAUCAAGAGGACGCCCAGGAGAUAUCUGGCUGAGAUCGUCCUCAUAGACGACUUCAGUAACAAAGUCCACCUGAAGGAGCGUCUGGAGGAUUACAUCAAGCAGUGGAACGGCCUGGUGAAACUCUUCAGAAAUGAUAAAAGGGAGGGACUGAUCCAGGCCAGGAGCAUCGGAGCCAAUAAGGCCACCAAAGGACAGGUUCUGAUCUACCUGGAUGCUCACUGUGAGGUUGGAAUCAACUGGUACGCUCCGCUUGUUGGGCCCAUCUCAGAGGACAGGACAGUUUGCACAGUUCCCCUGAUAGAUUAUAUAGAUGGUAAUAAGUACACUAUGGAGCCCCAGCAGGGUGGAGAUGAGGACGGCCUGGCUAGAGGAGCCUGGGAUUGGAGCCUGCUCUGGAAGAGAGUCCCACUUAGCCAGAAAGAGAAGGCCAAGAGAAAAUAUACCACCCAACCCUACCGAUCUCCAGCAAUGGCCGGAGGUCUCUUUGCUAUAGAGCGAGAGUUCUUCUUUGAGCUGGGUCUGUAUGAUCCCGGCCUGCAGAUAUGGGGAGGAGAGAACUUUGAAAUAUCCUAUAAGAUCUGGCAGUGCGGCGGCCAGUUGCUCUUUGUGCCAUGUUCUCGUGUCGGCCAUAUCUACAGGCUGCAGGGCUGGCAGGGAAACCCCCCACCUGCACACGUUGGCUCCUCCCCCACGCUAAAGAACUACGUCCGUGUGGUGGAGGUGUGGUGGGAUGAUUAUAAGGACUACUUCUACGCCAGCCGUCCUGAAACUCUGACCCUGGCCUACGGAGACAUCAGCGAUCUGAAGCGUUUCAGAGAGGAGCAUCGAUGCAAAAGUUUCAAAUGGUUCAUGGAGGAGAUCGCCUACGACAUCCCACAUCACUACCCUCUUCCUCCAAAGAACGUGGAGUGGGGGGAGAUCCGAGGGUUUGAGACCAGCUACUGCAUUGACAGCAUGGGACACACCAAUGGAGGGAAUGUGGAAAUGGGCCCCUGCCACCGGAUGGGGGGCAACCAGCUGUUCCGCAUCAAUGAAGCCAACCAGCUGAUGCAGUACGACCAGUGCCUGACCAGAGGGGAGAACUCAGCCGUCAUCAUCACACACUGUGAGAGGAACCAGCACACAGAGUGGAGCUACUUCAAGGAUCUCCAUCGGUUCACUCAUGUUCCAACAGGUAAAUGCCUGGACCGCUCAGACCUGCUCCACAAAGUGUUCAUAUCGGACUGCGACGUCAGUAAAAGCACCCAGAAAUGGGAGAUGAACAACAUCGUCGCCGUAUGAAGAGUUAAAGGAAUCCAGCCUUGGAUGGAGAAACAUCUGGUGAUUUUUAUUUUUUUUUCCAUGAGGACAUGCACCACUAAAUGUAUCCGAGCGGCAGGUUUUAUCCUGAAUGACUCGACUGAGGCGC